AUGAAUAGAACAGUAUACGACUACCAACGUGGCAAUUUCGAUGCUUUAAGAUCAUCACUCGAAUCUGAGAAUCUGUCCAACCUAAUAUCAGCGGAAGGCGAUAUUGACCACGACUGGCUGAUCUGGAAAAGUACUUUCCUUACAAUAGUUGCUGAUCAUAUCCCAACUAAAAGACUUCGAAGUCGAAAAUAUGUGCCUUGGCUUACUGGUGAAAUUUUGCACAACAUCAAAAAGAAAAAUUCCUUAAGACAAAGAUUGAAAAAAUCCCAGUGACUAUCUCCGCCACAAGUUUAAAACUUUCAGAGCCACAAUCAAGCUUAUGAUAAAAAUCAGCCGAUCUAACUACAUUUCCUCUCUCUGCACAAACAUCCAAACCAAUUCCAAACGUUUCUGGUCACUAUUUAAACUAAAAGGCGCAACACGUUCUGUCCCAGAAAAAAUUUCAAUAAAAACAAGUGUCAACAAUGUUCGUGAAUAUGCCGAGAAUCCUAGGGACAUCGCAACACUUUUCAACUGCUACUUUGUAUCAAUCUUCUCGAGUGAUCCUAUCAAUAUUGUUAAUCAACAAUCUAUAUCCGAAACCACUGACACUCUUUUUAAUGACAUUGUUUUGUCGCAAGGAACAGUGCGAUCAGUUUUAAGAAAUCUUGAUAACAACAAAGCGCAUGGCCCGGAUGAAAUCCCAGCAAGAUUACUUACCGAAACUGCAUACCAAAUCGCUCCAUCUCUAUGCCUUCUGUUUAACAAGUCCUUAAAAAGUGGAAUAGUACCUCGAGAAUGGAAACUUGCCAAUGUUGUACCCAUCCACAAAAAGGGGGAUAAAGAUCAUGCAGAAAACUAUCGGCCAAUUUCUCUUCUCUCACUUGUCUCCAAAGUCUUAGAGCGUUGCGUGUUCAUUAGUAUCAAAGAACAUGCUUUCAGUCAAAUAAAUUCUUGCCAACACGGCUUCAUUUCAGGAAAAUCAUGCGUGACACAACUAAUUGAAGUUUUAGAUACCAUCGGCAGCCAAUAA
This is a messenger RNA of Paramuricea clavata, 1012 nucleotides long. NCBI's taxonomy places the organism in Eukaryota, Metazoa, Cnidaria, Anthozoa, Malacalcyonacea, Plexauridae. The record is from the annotation of a GenBank genome assembly.